AUGAGGGCCAUCUCGGGCACCAGCCUCGUGCUGUGUGGCCUCCUGCUGUGGCUCCAGGCCCCGUGCACGCUGGGCCUCGCCCCCCAGUCCAGAGGGCACCUCUGCCGGACCCGGCCCGCCGACCUGGUGUUUGUGGUGGACAGCUCGCGCAGCGUGAGGCCCGUGGAGUUCGAGAAGGUGAAGGUGUUCUUGUCCCAGGUCAUCGAGUCGCUGGAUGUGGGGCCCAACGCUACCCGGGUGGGCGUGGUCAACUACGCCAGCGCCGUGAAGCAGGAGUUCCCCCUGCGGGCCCACGGCUCCAAGGCCGCGCUGCUGCGGGCCGUUCGCGGCAUCCGGCCGCUGUCCACGGGGACCAUGACCGGUCUGGCCAUCCAGUUCGCCAUCACCAAAGCCUUCAGCGACGCCGAGGGGGGCCGUGCCAGGUCCCCCGACAUCAGCAAGGUGGUCAUCGUGGUGACGGACGGGAGGCCCCAGGACAGCGUGCGGGACGUGUCUGCACGGGCCCGGGCCAGCGGUAUUGAGCUGUUCGCCAUCGGCGUGGGCCGCGUGGACAAGGCCACGCUGCGGCAGAUCGCCAGCGAGCCACAGGACGAGCACGUCGACUACGUGGAGAGCUACAGCGUCAUCGAAAAGCUGUCCAAGAAGUUCCAGGAGGCCUUCUGCGUGGUGUCAGACCUGUGUGUCACAGGAGACCACGACUGUGAGCAGGUGUGCCUCAGCUCCCCGGGCUCCUACACCUGCGCCUGUCGGGAGGGCUUCACCUUGAACAGUGAUGGCAAGACCUGCAACGUAUGCAACGGCCGUGGUGGCAGUUCGGCCACUGACUUGGUCUUUCUCAUCGAUGGAUCCAAAAGCGUGCGGCCGGAGAACUUUGAGCUGGUGAAGAAGUUCAUCAAUCAGAUCGUGGACACGCUGGACGUGUCGGACAAACUGGCCCAAGUGGGGCUGGUGCAGUACUCCAGCUCCGUCCGCCAGGAGUUCCCGCUGGGCCGCUUCCACACGAAGAAGGACAUUAAGGCGGCUGUGCGGAACAUGUCUUACAUGGAGAAGGGCACCAUGACCGGGGCUGCCCUCAAGUACCUCGUUGACAAUUCCUUCACCGUGUCCAGCGGGGCGAGGCCCGGUGCCCAGAAGGUGGGCAUCGUCUUCACUGAUGGCCGGAGCCAGGACUACAUUAAUGAUGCUGCCAAGAAGGCCAAGGACCUUGGCUUUAAGAUGUUUGCUGUGGGUGUGGGCAAUGCCGUGGAGGACGAGCUGAGGGAAAUCGCCUCAGAGCCCGUGGCCGAACACUACUUCUACACGGCUGACUUCAAGACCAUCGACCAGAUCGGCAAGAAGUUGCAGAAGAAGAUCUGUGUGGAGGAAGACCCGUGUGCCUGCGAGUCCCUUGUGAAAUUCCAGACCACGGUGGAGGGGUUGCUGCAGGCCCUGACCAGGAAACUGGAAGCUGUGAGUAAGCGGCUGGCCGUCCUGGAGAACAGAGUCGUCUAA
Molecule: messenger RNA, 1491 nt
Organism: Prionailurus viverrinus (fishing cat)
Lineage: Eukaryota; Metazoa; Chordata; Mammalia; Carnivora; Felidae
Gene: MATN1
Product: matrilin 1
Exons: 8
Coding region: 1-1491 (496 amino acids)
Molecular function (GO): calcium ion binding
Source: RefSeq, a predicted model, not a curated record